UUGAAUAAUAAAGCUAGUUGCAACCUACCGGGUGGAGAAUGGUUACGCGGAAACACUAAAGGUUUAUAACCAGGAUCUUUUCAAAUAUAGAAACACAAAAUCCCUAUUGAACCAUUCUCUGUUCUUAAGUGAUAUAACAGCCACCAUAACCUCAAGUGUUAACAUUAAAAUUGAAUAGGAUAAUUUGAAACAUUUCAAUUCUGAUGUAUUCAUGUAAACGAAAUUUUAUUCAGUCUAAGUUAAUUAUUAAAAUAAAUUUCAUGUGUGUUAUUAUUUUAAGAAUAUUACACUUCUUUUUUUUCUCUUUAUUUUUACUUUAUUUUCAUUUCAUCUAACUGUGUGAUAGUCAUGUUGAUGUGAUUGGAAAAAAAGUUCCCCUUGUGAAAACGUCACAAGAUGAGAAGGUUUUUCAAAUGAUUUCAAAACAGUUGUUAUGUUUUGUCUCGAUUACUUUGACAGUUUUAGAAGUCUCUUCUGGCUUUGUAAAGGAACCAGCUCGAGAAACGAUUGGUUAUAGUGGAAGCUCUGUCACAUUUGAUUGGCAGUUGGCUGUGACAGAUGUUGCAGAAUAUCGAAAAUGGUCACACGGUAACCAAACUAUUGUUAGUGUGCAGAGACUCAACGACACAUCUGAUGCUGCGUCAAAAAUUUUGGCUACAUUCGUUGGUCGUGUAACAUACACACCAAGACAAACGGGAUUGACAAUCACAGAUUUAGGUCUUCCAGACGAAGGAAUUAUAAAAUGCUCUGCUUCGUUAACCGAUGGCAAUGUUUUUAUGUCUGAAACUUUUCUCAGAAUAGUAGUGAAACCAACGUUUACAACUACACUGGUCCCUGAAUUAACCGUGCUUGAGUCGGAAAACACGACACUAACGUGUGCCGUUGAUAGUCGUCCAGCAGCUAAUAUCACGUGGUACAAGAAUGACGUCGAAAUUUUAUUAGAUAAUAGAAUCGACGUCAAUGUGCAAACGACAAAUAACAACGUUGUCAAGACAACGUCGAAUCUCGUUUUGACGAAAGUACAUCGAUCAGAUCGAGGUACUUACAAGUGUACAGUUAGAUAUGAAUUUGGGGAAGAACAGAGAACAACCUCGUUGUCUGUUUAUUAUCCUGCAACAAUUACGUCAUUCCCUCCAGCAGAAUACGGUACUGUAGAGCAUGCACGCAAUGUUAAAAUCAUUUGCAAUGUCUACGGUAAUCCUCUACCAACUGUGCGUUGGUUUAUUAACGAUAAAUUAGUUGAAAAUCCUAAUUCUGAAUUCACAAUAACUAAUACAACAAAAAUAAAUAAAGAAACAGAGGAGGAGUAUAAAUUCAGUGAACUUUCUUUAACAUCUGUGGAGAAGAGUGAUUUUGGACAAUACACAUGUGAAGCAACAAAUAACGUACCUGGUCAAGGUGUAUCUGUAACGAACAAGACAACAACUCUAGUUGUGUCACAUAAACCAUACUUUCUAAAAAGCCCAGAUCAGUUCUUUACUACAAACGUCAGUUCAAGUUUCAUAUUUAACUGUACAGUCCAAUCACAUGUCACACCGACAGUUGCAUGGUCAACGGAAGUUACAACAGAUGACAGAUUUAUAUUUCAUCCUGUCACUAAACUUCUUGACGUCACAGGAAAAAUCAUUGUUCAAGCUAUGCUGGAAGUUAAAAAUGUACGAAAAACAGAUCAUGGGAUAUAUAGAUGCACCGCGAAUGAUAAAAACUCAACAGUUACCACAAAUACAACGUUACUGAUUCAAUAUCCUCCCGAACUUGUAACUGGCCCUCCAUCAGAACAAGUUCUCGCCGAAUUUAGCGUUCAAUAUUUGGAAUGUGUUGUGAAUUCCUAUCCACGUGCUAGUAUCGAGUGGUUUUAUGCUGCAGACAGAAAAACAUUUAAAAACAUUUCCCAUCUAGCUAAGGAAGAACUUUUAGCUACAGCAUCCUACGAAAUGAAAGUUCAAAGUCGAAUUAAUUUCAAUCCAAAAAUUUCAAGAAAUGAUGAAGGAAUCUAUUACUGCGUUGUAAACAAUUCUUUGGGUAGCUUCACUAAGCAAACCAACGUCACUGUCCAUUGGCCUGCUGAAUUUGAUACGGGUACAAUAGAUGGUGGUUCAACGGUCAUUAAAAUAUUACAAUCCGCUAGCUUUAACUGCAUUGCAAGAAGCAAGCCAGAACCAACUAUAAAAUGGAUCAAAGAUGAUCUAAAUGAAGUAAAUUCAGACACAGCUUCAUUUGUAAUGAAUACUUUGUUUGCAAACUCAACAACCAUUGUCAAAGAAAGUAUUUUAACAUUUACCAAUGCCACUGCAAGCGAUACGGGCUUGUAUACAUGCGUUGUUGAGAACACAGUAGCCAGCGUGAAGGAGACGAGGAGAAGAAAAAAAUAUCUUGAUGUUAUGUAUCCUCCAAUAGUACUGGCUGCUUCUACGAAUCAAACUAUAGAAAUUACAAAUUCACUUACGCUUAGUUGCGCUAGCCAAUCAAAUCCUCCAAUUAACCGCUAUCUAUGGAAAAAAGAUGGUACCACUAAACCAAACAAUCAAAGUGAAUACAUUAUUGGAUUUGUGGAUAGAGACACAAAGGGGGUGUACACCUGCACACCUGAAAACGCUGAAGGUGUUGGUAACACAGUCACACACAGAAUUGCAGUAAAAAUUACGCCAGCCUUCACAUCAAAAGCUUCAUGCCAGGAAGAAGAUGGUACAUACCACUGUUAUUGCGCUGGUGUUGGCUAUCCAGCACCUCAAGUCACUUGGGUUUUAAGACCAAACAACGUAUCUCAAACAACUGGAAAUUCUCUUAACUUGACCAUUGGAACAUCAACUGUAGGGAUAUAUAGUUGCAUUUUACAAAAUAGUCAUGGAUCAGUAACUUCAGAUAUUACACUUCUUCCUCCUUACACUGAUUGGACAGCGUGGAGCAACUGCAACGUAACAUGUGGUGGAGGAUCCAGAACUCGUGACAGAAGGUGCAAUUAUAAUGUGUGUAACAAUGAAACUCGUUCGAUUGAAUCAUGCAAUGCUGGCGCAUGCCCAAUAGCUGGGCAGAUAUCAUCAGAUUCGUGGCACAAAGAUUGGUACAUUGCAUUGUGGUUAAUGAUUCCUGUGUUUGUUGUGUUAUGUGUGGUAUGUGUUCUGUGGAUGGCGCGAAAAAAUAGGAAAGGUUCUAAGCCUGUCUUCGUUCCCAUCAAUCGUGACGUUUCCCAGCCUCCAUCUAUUCGCAGCAUCCCUACACAGCGAGACAUCUACCUGCCAGAGCCUACCGAGUUGUCUGCGGUCAACAACGGAAGCAUCAAGGAGGAGAGACCGCCGAAGAAACAAGAGACAGACACAAUUGAGGUGGAGAUGUAUUUCGGGGAAGAAGAGGUAGCUCGCCCCUCAUCAUCGUCCCAACAACCUCCUUCAACCGAAUAUGCGCAACCAGGUCCUUCUACAGCAAAGAGUAACGCCUAUACAGAAUUUGAUGACGAUGAUGAAUCAUUCAGAGACACAGACUUUAAUUAUUUAGACAAUUCAAACGGAUUUCUUAAGUUGUAUGACCGAGCCGGACCUCCGAAAUCAGUGAGAGAUACAAUUUCGCCUAACACACGUGGUCAUGAUAAUAAAGCUUUCUCAUCAGAAGAAACUAAUGGUUAUGUGUGAUAUACUGUUGUUGUUUUUCUAGCUCAGUUAUAUUAAUUAACAACACAAGUGUUUCAUAAAAACAACGACCUGACGAAAGUCUUUGUGAAUAGAUUCAAUGAGGAAUUAAUGAAUUAAUAUGAAUAUAGGAAACUCAAGUAGAAUAAUUAAAUAUUAAUAUUAUAUUCUUUUAACCAAGUUUAUAUACUUAUGUAACAUACGCGAAGCACAUGCGCGUGUUGCGAACUUUGAACUUGUGCACGUGAAGUUUUUGUCGAUUAAGGUUAACAUUAUGAUUAACAUGGGAAGACCCCUUACAAAAGUUGGGUGUUAGCUGUAUGUAUUUUUUCUAUCUUUGAAAACACAAUGUAGCGCUUUAGUGUGUGUCUCAUAGCAGACUCGUUCCCAGAUUGUCUUAAAGUUGGAGAGACUUGUUUCUAAACAUUUAGGUAAUGGAAUAUAUGCUGUGUUUUGUAUUAUUUUUAAUUUUUGUUUUGAGGUUUUGAUACACGAAGAAAUUGCACGCAUCAAAUAA
Molecule: messenger RNA, 4140 nt
Organism: Hydractinia symbiolongicarpus
Lineage: Eukaryota; Metazoa; Cnidaria; Hydrozoa; Anthoathecata; Hydractiniidae
Product: hemicentin-1-like
Exons: 16
Coding region: 414-3626 (1070 amino acids)
Source: RefSeq, a predicted model, not a curated record